Oryza sativa Japonica Group (Japanese rice) is the source of this 2163-nucleotide messenger RNA. RefSeq lists its product as uncharacterized. NCBI's taxonomy places the organism in Eukaryota, Viridiplantae, Streptophyta, Magnoliopsida, Poales, Poaceae. The record is from RefSeq and is a predicted model, not a curated record.
AUACCCUAGCCAAUCCCAAACCAAAUCCACCAAAACCCAGCCGCCAUCGCCCCCUUCCUCGCCACCGCCAUCCACUCUACCACCGAUCUCCUCACCCACCACCAUCGACGGCGACUACCUCCACCGUUGCAAUGUCCCACCGUGACUCCUCCAUUGGCUCAUCCACUGCCACCGCGUCGUCCACCACCGGCGGUGGCCUCUCCUCCCUGUUCCCCAACCUCGACGUCCCCCUCUCUUCCCCUCAAUCCACCGAUCCACGCCGCCACAGCCCCCCUCUUUUCCCCUCUCUCCAUCGCUCUCGCUCCCCCUCAACAGCCGCCGCAUCUUUGUCAGGACAGCGACACUCGCUGCCCUCCGCUCACUCUUGUCCGGGCCGCCCCCGUUCUUCGCCUGCGCGCCCGCCUCUGCGCCGCCAGAUCACCAUCGUCCGGAGUCGCCGGGGCCGUUGUCCUCACCUGCCAAGCCGAUCUCCUACGCGUUGCCGGUGGGAUUUGCAACAGGGAUGGCGUCGUGCCCUGCUCGUCUCUCCACAGCAGUCGGCGCCGAUCCCCUGCCUCUCCCACGCCUUGCGUUGGCCUGGCACCACCCCCUCGCCUCUGCAUCGCCUUGCAUCGGGCUGCUCCUCCGUCGGCAGAUCCCAACGCCGACAUAUCAAGGACUCCGCCUCGCUGCCGUCAAGGUGGUGGAGGUGGUUGCCUCCGGAGUCCCUGUGAUGACGGCAACGCAGCUCGGCCACGUUGAUUGCUUGGAUGCGGCUCAGCAAAUGCCUGGCGGGUAGCGAUUGUUGCGCUCAGGUUUUCUUUCUUUGUUGCUAAUACUGGGUCCUUAUUUCUUUCUUUGCUUACUAACUUCUGGAUCCCUAUAUCUUCUGACUUUUUUUUUUUGCAGCAGUCGAGCCUUUGGGCUGCCUUCCUCUUCCCCAUUUUUCUUUACUAGUGAGCGUGCACGUGCAAGGCACGUCAUCACGUCGAUACCUAUUGAAUGGAAUCAAAUUAGAAGGAGACUGCUGAGUCUUGAUACUAAUAAACAUAUACUUACUCAUAAAUAUGUGAUUACUCCAUAUAGCUCUAAAAAGAAAAAUACGUACUCAUAAAUAUGUGAUUAUUUCAUAUAGCUCUAAAAAUAAGUUGGAUAAUUCGUCACGAUUGCUUUCAAUUGAUCAAACACGUUGGAGUCUCCAAUUUGAACAAAAUUCUUUCUAAACUUGAACUCAAAUUCCUUUACAAUGGAACCGACGUCAAACAUCAACUUUCAAGUAUCCUUUCAUUAUUUUACAAAUAUUACAAUUUAGGCAGGCUGAAAAGAAAAUUAGAGACCAUUUAUCUAUAAUAUGCUUGUUUUGUGAGAAAAAAAUCAACCGAUUUUCAAUUGAUCUACACCGCGCUUCUGAGUUCUUACAUGUAUAUCCUAACGGCAUAGAUUGGCCGAUGGCAGCAUAAGCAUACAAAAGGACAUAUACAACUAUAAUUACACUAAAUAAAUGGCAUAACAUGAACUAUUUUUUUUGAUUUAAUAAGAUUAACAGUCUCAUUUCCAGCAUGUGCUUGCUGCCGACGUUGUUGGUUGACUGCUUCCUCAUACUGAAGUAGACCUGGUAGCUCAGCAAGACUGCAACGCCCUGCUCGCUGAACACCCGAAGUCAGUGCAUAAAGACCAUAUUUUCUCGUGUUAGUUCGUGAGAUCUUCUCAAUAUUACCUCUGAUGAAACAAGACGUGGCUUCAUAAGCUGCUGCCCCUCCACACGCAACUGCUAUGGAACCACGACAAAGUUUUCUGUCACCUGUUAUCCUGGUGAGAACUGUCUCAUUUUGGAACUGAAUCUAGCAAGGACAGUACUUUGGACCUGUAGCGCGCAUAUUAUGAAUUUUGAUACUAAAACUUCUUACCGAGCAACAACUCAUUGUAGGCCCCUGAGAUGUUGCUUUGCAAAGUCCUCAUGUAGAUAUAUAUAUAUAUAUACAAGUUACAAAAUGAAAUUAUUUUGAUUAACAGUAUAUGCACUACUGAAAUAGUGAUAGCAGAGCACUAUAUGAAUUGGCAUUAGCACUCCAAAUAUUAUGUAGUGAGUCAGGCAACAUGAUGUACCAAAGUUAAUUAGAACUUAAUCGAGAUUCCUUAUGAAUUACGAUGUGAUUCAGAUAUUCUAUUAGAACUUAAGUGAAA